This is a messenger RNA of Myripristis murdjan (pinecone soldierfish), 3456 nucleotides long. RefSeq lists its product as uncharacterized. Lineage: Eukaryota; Metazoa; Chordata; Actinopteri; Holocentriformes; Holocentridae. Bases 29 to 955 code for a protein of 308 amino acids. The transcript is spliced from 2 exons. The record is from RefSeq and is a predicted model, not a curated record.
CUUCUGUUCUUUCUCAUAUACAUUUGCCAUGGCAGCGCACAUUCCCCCAAUCCCAUGGCAACAGAAAUCACUGUCUACAGGUAAACAAAAAACAAACAAACAAACAAAAACCCUAGAGAAAAAAAACAAACAACAAAAUGAACAAAAGAAGCGAAAGAAAGAAGGAAAGAAAACGAGAAUGGACGAGUCUGUAUCAUUCCUUUUCAUCGUUGCAGUGUUAUUUCUUUGCUUAAUUUUUUUUUUUUAUAACCCGUUUUUUUUUCUCCCUCUCUCUCUCUUUAGUUGUACUUUCAUUUUCAAAAACGGAAACACUAAACUGCCAGAAACUGCACAGUUCACUCAGGCGCCACAGAGCACAACCGCAUUCAACUCAGCUAACCGCUCUAGCUUUACACAGCCAGCAGGGAAACCUCGGCACCGCUCCCUCGCUCCGACAGGACGCUUCCUGCUUCCUGUCCCACAGCCGGCCGCUUCCUGUCCGCCGCUCUGUCCCCUCAUCGUAGCUGUAGCACUUAGUGGUAUGGAUGUUUACACAGGGAAACUUGGCUUAAUGUAUGUGGGACAUUUGGGUUCAACCGUAUGCUGUCUCACACACACACACACACACACACACACACACAGACACACACACUGCGCUCGCAAACAGGAAACAGCUGGGAGUUCUCCAUACAGGACGGGAGAAUCAGUCAAAAGCAAAAUCAAAGUCACACGUAUUAUGCAUACAUGCUGUCACACACACACACACACACACACACACACAUAUCAGGGUUCUUACGCACGUCUAAAAAAAAAAAAUGAAAAGAAAGCAGAAUUCGGUCGUUUCUCAUUGAUAACAGCAGCACACGCGCAAAAAAAAACGUCCCUGAGGAGAGCGCACACGCAGGUUAUUAAGAAAAAAAAAAAAAAAAACAAAUCUCUGAGAAUCCAAAAAAAAAAAAAAAAACUUAAACUUUGACCCACGCGGCGCUCGUUUUGGAGAGCACGAGAAAAAACGACGACUCCGACGGCAAAGAAGCUGAAAACAUGAAAUAAUGUUUAAAAUCAGCCCUUUUUUUAUUAUUAUUAUUAUUAUCAAACACACAAACACAUGAUGAAGAUGAUCAGAGCAUCAUCGCACAGGAAGACCCUCUGACUCGCUUUAUUUUGAAAGUCUGAAACAUCAAUAAUUAGGACAAAGGGAAGGUGUUAAACUAAAGGACUGACUGUUAAAGGGGCAUUCUGUAACACGACGCGCCGUGGCUGUUUGGGCACAGGUUGCUGACGUCCCGCCUGCAAUAAGAUUUAGAUAAAACAUAUUAAAAGUAAAACGAGUAAAAAUAAUAAAAAAGGAGAACAAAUUGCAGAGACGAGCUUCUCGUUUAGAGUCAGCGGUGUAGUUCUCCGUCCUUCCUGCUGUGAUGCUGCUGCUCAGCAAACAGCUUUUAUCGCCUUUCUUGCGUCUCUGAUCACGACUCUAAGCCGACACUCGUGAGGGAGGUCUCUCUCUCUCUCUCUCUCUCUCUCUCUCUCUCUCUCUCUCCCAAAACAAGACGAAUAGACAAACUCUGCGUAUCAGCUUUCACGAAGGGCGUGUCUCGACCAGCGAACGGCGGGCGUUCACGGGGGUCAGACGUUUAAGCUCGUGCACGUGCGCGUCAUUUCAGGUACAUGUAUGAAUUAUUAAAGGGAAACGCGUGCGGAUGUGAGUACGCAGCGUUUAGUGAGAUAGAGAGACAUAUUUGUGUCCGAACCCGAGCCGAGCGUGAGAUUUAGCUCGUCCUCCCUCGCUGGGCCACCUUUACCACCUGAAGCAGCGUACGUGUUGCCUUCAGCGUCGUCACGUAAACUCCAGAAGUUGCCCAGAACAGACAGCAGGUCCAUCAUUUCUCACUAAAAUAACUGAACCCGAUCUGAACCCGGACAUAAUUUCUAAAUAUUUUUCCGAACCUGGCCUGACCUGAUGAGUUACCCAACUCACACACAGUUUUAUAAAUGAGGCUCCAGAUGAUUUCCGAGGUCGUGGAUGCUCCGUUAUCGUCCGCUCUCUGAUUGGAAAUGUGGAAAUCGAAAUCGAAAAUUGGAAAUCGCAGAAAUGUGACCGACAGAAUAAAUCAAAACAAACACAAAACAAGAUCAAACAAGGCGAAGCUGCGCAGGAAUCCUGAUCCACACACAGUGACACUAAUGAAACCGAGCACGCUAAGACAGACUGAACCAGCACGAGUGGACAGGCAUUCACACACACACACACACACACACACACACACACACACACACACACACACAUGCAUGCAGAGGUUGCUGCAUAUGUAAAUCAGUGUUAGUGGAAAAGAAAAAUGACUGACAUGACCGAGACGUUCAGCUCAACACGCUGACGGUGUAAAGUGUGUGAGAGGAUGAGGGAAUUCACACACACACACACACACACACACACACUCGAUUUUAAUCCGAAUCGACGGUAUCAAUAAAUCACUAAUCAUGUCGCAGAUCACGUGGAAACUGAGCCGUGAGACUCUGGUGUGUGAAGACUGUGUGAGGAAAACGACGUCGCCCAACCUUCGUGAUGUAAAUAUGCAAUGCCUUUGUUUUGUUUUUGUUUUUUUGUUUUUGUUGUUUUUUUGUCUUUAGUGGCAUCUUGACAAGACAUGAACAUUUUUCUGUGACUGUACUUCAAGCUUGCUGACGAGAAUAGUGACCAGAAAAAAAAAAAAAAAACGAAACAAACAAACAAACAAAACAACAACCAACGAAUCCAAACUGCAUUUAAAAAAAAAAAAAAAAAUUAAAAGAAAGAAAAAAAAAACGACGGCAACUGUGUCAAAGACUGGACCCUUCCAUGUUUUUUUGUUUUUUUUUCUCUCUGCGGGAGGGGUCGACGCCGCCUCGUCAUGUGUAUCCAGGGAGGAUGUUUCCAUGGAGACGAACCCUAGCCCCUCCCCCUUCUCCUUGUCCCCGCCCCCUCUCGUCGAGUCCCAUCCAGUUUGUGUGUGAGGACAAAACACACUGUAAAGGGUCAUUUUUGUUUCCUUGUUUCCCUGUUAAAAGAAAAAAAACAACAACAACAACAAAAAAACACACCAAGUGGGACCGUGGUCAACUUUUUUGCAGUGCUGGUUUCAUCAGGUUGUUCCAAUCCCAUCAUCCCUUGCUCCUCCCUGCCCUUUUUGUACCAUAGUUCCUGUUUUAUUUAUGUUUGUGUCAUGCUAGGCAGCGUCCCCCGUAUGUUGUUCAGUCAGAAAAAGGCACCUCUUGAAAGUCGCUGAAGGAUGAUGAUGAUGAUGAUGAUGAUGAUUAUAAUUAUAAUGAUGAUGUUGGAUGCAUUAACUGAAGUCUCUCUUUUUUUUUAUCCAAACUCUUUUUUUUUUUUAUCGUUUGCUUGUUUGUUUUCUUACCAAAACAUUAGGGCAAGAACCCGAUAGUGGACUUGCAUUGCCGUGGUAGUAUUUAUUUUGAAUUAAAUUAAAAGAAUACAUUUCA